Messenger RNA from Musca vetustissima, 1270 nucleotides. Its product is annotated as antichymotrypsin-2-like. The record is from RefSeq and is a predicted model, not a curated record. NCBI's taxonomy places the organism in Eukaryota, Metazoa, Arthropoda, Insecta, Diptera, Muscidae. Bases 2 to 1270 code for a protein of 422 amino acids. Gene Ontology annotation, molecular function: serine-type endopeptidase inhibitor activity. The transcript has 3 exons.
UAUGGCUAACGUAGAAUUCUCUCAAAGUUUGGAAACAUUUGGUGUUAAACUUUUCACCGAAGUUGCCAAAGCUAAUGCCAAGAAGAAUGUCGUUUUCUCUCCGUUUUCAAUACAAACAUGUAUCGCCAUGGCUCGCAUGGGAGCUGCCGGAGAUACAGCCAUUGAAAUGGACAAGGGUAUGGAUUUAACUGUACAAAACGAAGAAUCCUUGGCCAAUAACUAUCACACCAUAUUGGCACAAUAUGAAAAUAGUAAUAUUCUGAAAAUUGCCAAUAAAAUUUACGUGAUGAAAAACUACGAAAUCAAGGAAAAAUUCAAUGAACUGCUAACAAAGAAAUUCUUUUCGGCUGUGGAUAAUAUUGAUUUUGGACAAAAUCAAGUGGCUGCCAAGACGAUUAACUCCUGGGUGGAGUCGAAGACAAAUAAUUUAAUUAAAGAUCUUGUCCCGCCUAGUGUACUCAAUGCCGAUACCCGCUUGGUAUUGGUAAAUGCUAUCCACUUCAAAGGCGAAUGGGUUCAUCCAUUCCCCGAAUAUGCCACUAAGGAGAAAGAUUUCUAUUUGGAUGAAACCAAUAGUGUUAAGGUACCAAUGAUGCACAUCAGCGAACGUUUCCGUUAUGGAGAAUUUCCCGAAUUGGAUGCCAAAGCAUUGGAAUUGCCCUAUAAAAAUUCUGAUCUUUCGAUGUUAAUUAUUUUGCCAAAUUCUCGAACGGGCCUUGUCGAUUUGGAGGAAAAAUUGAAAACAGUUUCGCUGCAUGAUUUGACCAGUAAAAUGAGUUCGUAUAAGGUUAAUGUGGAUUUGCCGAAAUUCAAGGCUGAAUUUGAAAUGGAAUUAAGUGAUGUUUUGAAGAGUAUUGGCAUGGGUCGCAUGUUCUCUCAUGAAGCUGACUUUAGCAAAAUGUUGAAUUCCCCUGAACAACUGGCUGUUUCCAAGGUCAUUCAUAAGGCUUUCAUUGAGGUGAAUGAAAAGGGUACUGAAGCUGCCGCUGCUACAGGCAUGUUAAUACGAAAGAAACGCGGCAUAGUCGACUUUGACGAACCAAAAGAAUUCAACGUUGACCAUCCAUUUAUAUAUCAAUUGAAUCAUAAAACAACAACUGUAACGUCCGCACCAUCAUCACCAUUAUCUGAUUCUGAAACGGAAUCAUCGAAUGCAACAACAAUAAAUAUACCAUUAUUCAUGGGUUCAUAUCGAAUCGCCGUGGCUGAAGCGAUUACAACCGCACCAUCACCAGAUUUAAAUACAAAUAGACUUAGUGAUGAAUUAUAA